AUGAAGUGGCAGUGGGCUGCAUGGUUGCCUGUGUCGCAGGAGGACUUAUGGCCGUUGAAGCAGACGUGUCCUGGAGAGGAGAUCCGCUGGAUCGACGAUCUGCGUAAGAUUGCCGGUCUAUCAAAUAACUCUAAAAAAGACUCUUUGAUAUGCACAUCGUGCAUUCUUCGAUUACGAGAUGCAAGCAGCUUUAAAAAGAUGGUAAUAGAAGCAGAAAGGAGUUUGUUAAGCUACGGAGUAAUUCAAUUAAAUCCUAAUGUACAGUUACAUAACACAAAGGCAGAUGGAGAGAAGUUUGUGGAAAUAAAAAAAGAGAAAUUAGAUGUCAACUCUGAAGGAAGUGACUUUGAACAAAAUGAAAUUAAUUCUGAUACAGAUGGCUUAUUGGAAGCAGAUACAGUUACAUUUACAGUUAAGAUCAACACAAAGUGCUACACAGAUUCAAUAAAAGAAACAUUUUGCAAAAUCAAAAACAACAACAGAACAGAAAAACUAGCCUACAUCCACAAUACGAUGAUUAUUCUAGAAAAUUCGAACGCGACUCCUUUCAAACCGAAACACCAAGACGGCUUCCCUUGCUUCUAUUGCCGAAUGAUAUUUGACGAUGUGAUCAUAAUGAGAGAACAUCAACAGAAGCACACGAAAACAGAAUUGAAGAGAGUGUUGCGGUCGUAUGGCGCGGAAAAUUUUGUCGUUUACGUGGACGUUACAAAUUUAAAAUGCACAAUUUGCGAGCAAAACGCUGAAAAUUUAAACGAACUAAAAUCCCAUUUAAUAAAAGAACACAAAAAGAAAAUUCACAAUUAUCCCGACCGUGUCGUACCAUUCAAAUUGAGUUCAAAUAUUUUUGAAUGUCAAGUCUGUAAAUGUAAUUUUGAAACGUUUGGUUCGAUAGAACGUCAUAUGAACCUACAUUUCAGGAAUUAUAUUUGCAAAGAAUGCGGUACAGGUUAUGUGACGAAAUGUCGGUUAAAAGUGCAUUCCAAACAGCAUAUAGGCGGUAGUUAUCCAUGCAAUACAUGCAAAAAGGUAUAUACUACGCCGAUUAAAUUAAAAAAUCACAUAGACGUCGUGCACAAUAUGAUCAAAAGAUUCAAAUGCGCGAAAUGCGAUGAGCGUUUUACGGAAUAUUUUCGGCGGCAAAAACACAUGGUCGAAGUGCACGGUGUUGCUCCCUUAGAAUAUAAAUGUAACGUUUGUGAAAAAACUUUUGAUCGCAAAUAUAUGCUAUCGAUGCAUAUGAAGAGAGAUCAUUUGGAAGAAAGGGAUUAUCAGUGCGAAAUGUGCUCAUAUACGUGUUUUAGUAAGAAUGAAUUAAAAGUGCAUAUGAUAAAACACAACGGUGAAAGGAUCUUCGAAUGCACGGUAUGCAAGAAGUCGUAUGCGAGGAAGAAGACACUAAGAGAACAUAUGCGAAUACACAAUAAUGACAGAAGGUAUGCAUGCAAGGCGUGCGGGCAGGCUUUCGUGCAAAAUUGUAGCCUUAAGGGUCACAUCAAAAGUCAUCAUCCAGGGUUGCUUGCUACAUAAAAAAAAAACUUAGAAAAUUGUAAAUAAAUAUAAUUAUUAUAAUGGAA
Melitaea cinxia (Glanville fritillary) is the source of this 1577-nucleotide messenger RNA. RefSeq names its product zinc finger protein 569-like. The record is from RefSeq and is a predicted model, not a curated record. Lineage: Eukaryota; Metazoa; Arthropoda; Insecta; Lepidoptera; Nymphalidae. Bases 1 to 1530 code for a protein of 509 amino acids. The transcript is spliced from 4 exons.